AAGUUAGUAUAGUGGUCCUACCAAGCAGAUAAACUCCUUCAAAACGACAUCAGAGCUGUAUCUUGUCGAAAAAGUAGAAUCCAUCCGCUGCUGAAGCUAGAGCUACUCGUAACAGAAAACUACCUCACAAGAUGUUUUGCGGUGGUGCCUCCGGUCCAUAUACGACGGAUUUGCCGCAGCCAAAGCCGUGUCGCGAAGGCUGGAAGCAGACGGUCGAUCGCCAGCCGCCGUAUGGUGUGUACCAACCGGGGACGGCAAACAAGGACCUGGGGGUACGGAAAUGGAAAAACAUAGAACAGAAGCCGUCAUGUGUUGUCAUGCAGGUGUCUGCAGCAGUGUUACGUUUUGUCAUGCAGGGACUGCAUUUGAUUUCGAUGCUUCUUGACAAGACUUUUCACUCCAUACUCUCUCGGUCCCAUCCUGUACAACAGCGCGUACAAGGACACAUGGAAGUUGCCGACAGGUAUCAGAUAGAUCAUGAACUACCCGAUCUUCACACUGAAAAGCUGUCAUGCGGAAACAGCAUGUUGCAAAGAUCUUGUGAUCUUCAUGUUGAAGAUCCACUAGCUGCAAAAUUAAGUAAGGUAACUAGCAUCACAUCGAAAUCACUAUAUCAGGCCCCGUCUCCGGCCACAAGAAUAUCAUCGAGUGCUGGCACAACGCCUGCCUGGACUUAUGAACUGCAAAAGCAUCGUACUAGUAUAAGUCGCAUGACAAAUUUCCACAGCAUGAGAAAUAAAAUUUGUAAUGCGGAUUUAACUUCAGAGAGAAACUUGUAAUGCAUGACUGCGAUUACUACGAGUACGAUACUUUUGCAAUGCAUAGGACGGCAAGGACGGCAACGCCAUGGGGUAUAUGCAGUGCAAAUAUGUCUAGGUUAUUUGGAAGGUUGCGCACUUGUCAAGCUUAGUCCGGAUCGUAUAAAAAUUUGUGUUGCAGGAUUGCCAAAUGUUGUUCACUUUUGACCAAGUUGGGAGAGCUUUUCUCAUGCAGGAUAGGCAUGAUCACAGAGGUCUCGCAGAGUCUGUCAUGCUAGGUCCUGCAUUGCAGCCUGUCAUGGGUUAUGGACAACCUGCAUGACAAGUCUCGCAACCUGCAGACCCAGACAUAUUUGCAUUUGAUAGGCUACCGCAAGCUGAUCGACAUCGUGUACGAAAAGGACCCGAUAUGCGAAGAAAAAAGUGUUACCGUUACACAUUGUGUUGCAGGCCAAGCAAGACAGACAAUCUCUGUCAUGCCGGAUAUGCAUCAUGGGAGCCUAGUUUGUUCAUAGAUACGCGUUUUCCCUUGUUAUGAUCUCUGCAUUGCAAGCUUUUCCUCUCAUGCAGAGAAAUAAAUCUGUGUUGCUAAAUUGUUGACAACAAAUGUGUAAUUGUAAAACACUUUCUUCCUUGGAUACCCAAAGGACGGCAAAGAAUACGAAAAGCUGCACCUCGCGAACGAGCUCACCUACGUCACCUACACGCAGUUGCUCGACCGUGUGAAAUAUCAAGUGCAAAAGUAUCGCACUCGUAUAAAUGCAUUACAAAUUUUCCCAGCAUGAGAAAUGAAAUUUGUAAUGCGGAUUUCCCUUAACGCCUAAAUUUGUAAUGCAUAACUGCAAUUGGUACGAGUGCGAUACUUUUGCACAGGACAUGAAGGCCUUCACCAUGGGUUUGAAGGACUUCACUGGUGAGGACUUCUUCGCGAACAAAAACUCCCGCGGCGUCAUUUUAUGAGAGUGCACAACCCCCCCUCACGACCCUCAUUUCUAAUGCAAAAUACCGAACCCACCUCUUGCCUCUAAGCACUGUACGCAUGACAAGUUUUGGACGCCCAAUCAGGACUACAAUCCAUGUCCGGAUUUAUUGUCAUGCAAAAGCUACAUUCAUCCUCAUCGUGGCAUUCGCAUUCCUUCUGUUGCUGCUCAUGCUAUACAAAUGCGGGGGACGGGGAGUUGUGCACUGUCAUACACUUUCGCGGACACGCAGAUGGACUGGAUGUGCUCCGUAUGGAUUGCAAAACUGUCUGGGUCUGGAAGAUUGCAACUUGUCAUGGUAAAUCUGAAGCAUGCAAAAAUCUGUGUUGCAUGAGUGCCAAAAGCUGCAAACUUUUGAACGAGUUGGAAGGAAGUUUCUCAUGCAGGAUAGGCAUGGCAGAGACCUCGCAGAGUCUGUCAUGCUAAGUCCCGCAUUCCAGACCUCAUGGGUCAUGGAAAAUCUGCAUGGCAAGUCCGCAGCUUACUUUCCAGACCCAGACACUUUUAUUUUUGAUACUCCGCGCUCGGGUUCUUUUCCCAGGCACUCCCGAUCGUGACGGUUUACUCGACUUUGGGGGAGGAGGGACUGAAGUUCGCGCUGACGCAAACCUCCGCGGAAUUCGUCGUCACCGACGCGAAACUGGCCAAGGUGCUGGCCAAGGUGCUGCCCUCGGUGAAAUCCACGAUGAAGUACGUGGUUUUACUCGGCGACGCGAAGAAGUACUGCAGUGCGGAGGUCAUUAUCAACUGCAAAUAUGUCCGGGUCUGAAAACUUGGCAUGCAUGUCAGUGAAAAAUAAGCACACUGCAAUGCACCGCCAAGCAUGACAGAUUUUUUCGUGGCUCCUCUGUGUUGUGGAUUCUGCAUGAGAUGAAGCUGCGUUUUUGGAUGGCAGACGCAAGGAGCUGCUCUACUUCGUGGCCCCGCAAUGCAGAUCUCGGAGUCAUGCCAGACUAGCAUGACACUCUUGCUCUUCUAGACCCUGACAUAUUGGCAGUUGAUAGUCAUGAAGACGUUAUCCGAAAACGUCAAAGUCGGAAUUUUCAACGAACUGGUAGAGAUCGGUGCGCCAAAGAUCAUAUGCAAAUUGCAAAAGUAUCGUACUAGUAGGAAUUAUUGCAUAUACAAAUUUUAUUCUCAGAAAUAACACAAAUGGAAUUUGUGAUACUGAUUCAGCUACUAAAGUAGAUUUGUCAUGCGAGGCUGCAAUUUUUACUACGAGUAUCUGAUACUGUUGCAGUGCAUAGAUCAGCGAAUGGGCGAUUAAACCGGUGAGUUUGGAGGAAACGGCAGUGAUCAUGUACACCUCGGGGACCACCGGGAAUCCGAAGGGCGUCGUCAUCUCGCACGGCAAUGUCGCUGCUCUAAUUGCGGCGGGGGAGCAGGUCUUCGCGGGGAUGGUGGAAGCGGGGGAUACGGUGCUGGCGUACUUGCCCUUGGCGCACAUCAUGGAGAUCGCGAGUAGAAUGGAAGUGAUGGCUUCACCUGCUAUGCUCGGCAUGCAUAAUUUGCAUAUUACAAUACUGGCAGAUCAUGUUCCUUUACUUCUGUCCCAAUAAGUCUGGUGUACUAUAAAUGCGAGAAACGCAUCAAAUAAACCAAAAGGUGAAGUGACCUGUAUGUCGACCGGAGUGACGCUCUGCUACGCGAACCCGCACACAUUAUCCGCGACCGGUGUGAAGCUGAAAAUACCGGAAUCGAAGGGAGACUUCGAGGUUUCGAGGCCGCACAGCCUGCUGUUUGCGCCAGCGGUGUUGGAAAAAGCGUACAACGGGUUGAACUUGCUCUUUGCGAGUGGGAUUAAGAAGAAGAUUUUCGACGGUAUACAUAGUGUAGUUAGAUAGUCGUGUAGUUUGUAAUGCGACAACACACGACCAUGGAUGUUGCGCGUCUGAUUUAAGUAUUUCCUUUUCAGUUUUCUGUCAUGCAUACCGCACUAGCUACAAAUCACUGCAUAUUACCGUUGUGGAUGAUUUAGAUUCGCAUUACAACGAACAGCCGCCGUCCGCAACGGGAAAGCGAAGUUCCAAGCCUCCGGCGUGACCCGCGACGAGUGCUUAUCCUAAUGAAAAACGUCCCCACCCCAGAGUCAAGAUGGGGAUUUUGCAACACAAACGUUGGAGUUUUGGGAGCCACGCAUGACAAAUUGCUAGCUGUAGUGUAGUGCAGUUUAGAAAGGGAAGUCGCAUUACAAAUCCAUCUGCUUAUCCUGUUUACAGCAUUACAAGUUCCAAAACACGAUCGGAAUUGCCUAUCAUGGGGAUGCGCAUUACAAAUGCUCUUGCGCUUGCAGAUCUGCAUGACAACUCUGGGGUGGGGACGUUUUUACAUAGGAUAGUGCUACUUGGGUACCACCGGCUGCUUUCCCAACAUUGUCUGCAAGAAGAUCCGGGCCCGGUUCGGCGGCCGACUGAAGGCGGUGUUGACCGGUUCUGCCCCGUUAUCGAAGGACUUGAUGUGCUUUUUCCAGACGAUUUUGGGGAUUCCGGUGCGACAGGGAUACGGAUUGACGGAAACGUGUGCGGUGUCGUGCAUCGCCUUCUGGUGCGACAACACGCCCGCGAGCGUCGGGCCGCCAGCGAUGGCGUCGGUAUAAUGAUGGUGUGAGUUGUUGUAAUGCAGAAUCAGAAUCUCGGUCUGUGUUUGUCAUGCGGGAAUGAGACUAGGUAUUGAAGGCGUGUCAUACUCAACUACAUGCAAAAUAAGGUCAUCCGGCUCCGUGACUGGGAGGAGGGCAACUACAAAACGUCCGACGAGCAGGACCCAAAUAUCGGCAAACCGCGGGGGGAGGUGUUAAUUGGCGGUCCGAUGGUUACGCAGGGGUACUUCAUCAAAAACCCAUCCGAUCCGGACGAAGAGGACCAGGCCUUGAUGUAUGACUCGCUCAAACGUUACAAUCUCAAACGUUACAAUAGAGUCUGGAAUUUGUGUUGCAUGAUGAGCAUGACAGACUCGCACAGCGUUCCACCUUUUGCAAUAGAAACUUUGCCAGAUUGUAGGGGGGUUUGGGGCUCAGGAACUUGUCAUGCGCAAUCCUAUGAGAGUUGAUGGCGAGAGGACUAUGCACUCUUGCGUCACAGAUUUCCAUACUCUAUUCGUAACGUUUGAGAUUGCAACACCUGAGCGGGUUACAUGAUGCAGAAAAACAAGGAGGAAUACCUGGAGGUCGACGGAUACCGGUGGUUAUCGUGUGCAAAAGCAUCGUACUCGUACUAAUCGCAGUCAUGCAAAACAAAUUUCAUUUUCAAGCUAAAUCAGCAUGACAAAUUCCGUUGGUCAUGCUGAGCUAAUUUGUGUUGCAAUACUACGAGUACGAUACUUUUGCAGUUCAUAGUGGUUUUGCUCCGGCGAUAUUGGCCAGAUCUCCCAGCACGGGACCUUGCAAAUCGUGGACAGGAAGAAGGUACUUACUCAAUCGAUACUACAGAUUUUUUGAAUUUUGCCUGGUUGUAGUACACGCGAUGGCGCAACUACUCCGCAUGAGAGUAGUACUUCCGAUGCUGUGCCGCUCCAGGGCGCCGUAGAAACGAUGCUCGCGGGGACCCUGAUCUUCCUCCCGGGAGUGGAAAUUAUUGCGGAAUUUUUAGAGGAGAUUUUUGAUGAAAGUGGGCGAGUAAGCGAAAGCAGACUGCAGGCAGCAGAGGCGAAAAUGAGAACAAGAGUAAAGCGACUAUACAAAGGGGGGGAUGUCGACACGACGUUCCCGGACUACGACUACAGGACAGAAGUGGACGAAAUCUAUCACGAAGAAGCCUCGCCGGCGGAAACGGGUUACAGGAGGGGAGAAAAGGUGACAACGGGAAAGGAAAAAGGGGGUAAAGACAGGGAGAAGAAAAAAACAGAAACAAGAUACUAUACGGGAGUCUUGCGGGGCGUCAGCAAUAAAAAGUGGACGCUUUGUGUCCAAUAUGUCGAUGGCGGCACCCUAGUGGUGAAGUUUUACAUAGAGGAUAUAAAACCUAUAGUGAGGGCAUUAAAAGCAGCAAGCUGGGCAUGCGAGGAGAUCUAUGCAACGGAGGGCCAGUUUUUGGCGCCACAGAAGUGCGAGUUAGCAACAUCCAUAGGGGGCGCGAAACUGGUUAACCUGCUCCGGCAAGCAUUCCAGCCAUUCGGAAUACUAUACGAGGAGAAGAGCUUCCUCAAGAUUCUGGGCAUCAAAAUAGUGCCGCAAGACAAAGAAGAGCAGGCGAAAGUCCUGCAGGGGCAGGUGAGGCAAAGUAUAGGGAUCGGCCAGCGCCUGGCGUGCCAGGUGAUGAUGCGAAGAAGGGGGCUGAGCGGAGAGGAAUUGACUUGGGUGGUGCAGGUGUUUUUCGUCUCGGCAAUGAUUUACUAUCUUCCAGUAAUGCGUCGCUUCUUCGAAGUAAAAAAAUGGGCAGAAUUAAUGGGAGAGAUGGCGCUGACAAUAGCAGAAACAAUGGGGAUGACAAUGGAGGUCGUGGAGGAAAAUAAUGAAAAGAACAGGAGCAGAAGCAGAGACGUUUUACAGGGUGGUCUUUGGCAUGAACAUGCUAGGGCUCGCGGAUCCGUACACGAUGGGGCUGAAAACGUUGCGGGCAACAGCGCAGGCCAACUACCUGACGGGCCCAAGUAUUUUUGCGCCUCUAGCGACGACACCAGUAAAGGUAGUGGGACAAUCGAAUGCGGGUAUAUCCAAAACAGAUGAGCGCCAGAUACUGAAAAGAAAAGAAGCAGGCCUCGCGCUCCUGCAGGCGCUUAGCGACGGGGCAAAAGUGAGGCUAUCGCCUGGGAGCGACUUGCGAGCGUGUGGAAUAGUAAAGCAGCGUAGCGCAGUAGGGAAACUGAGGACGGCGAGCCAAUAUACACACCGAGGCGACGCGAGCCUUAUGGUUGAUCGGGAAAGGCAGGGGGGAUACGGAAAAAAGGGGCAAGCAGAUAAAAAGCAAAAAAUAUGGGUGAAGCAUUCGGAAAAGGCGGGCACGACGAUAGUAACAAUACAAGAGGAAAGCUCGAGAGCCGAGGCACACCUGUGGAAAAUAGAAACAAAGGGGAGCCGCCUGAAGUCGGAAGUAAGAGAAGAAGAGAGGAGCUUCGUGGCGUAUUGCAAUAAUGCAAUAAGAACAAUCGAGAAGGUGAGGGAGAGAAGAAUAGGCAAACAAGGUAGGACAGAAAUAAUGCCACUGGACUAUAACGAACUAAGGGAAAAGACGAGCGGCCUGCUGCGCAAAGGAAAUGGCAUAGGGCUGGAGCUACGAGAAACGAUCGAAAAGGCAGAAAGCGAGGAUGCAGGGCUGACAGUCGAAAAGAGAAGAGGAAACGGAAGGAGGACGGAGGCGAAAAGGGAUAUAGAGAAGGAGAUAACGGAACUGAUCCCGCUUCGAGUAGCGAAUGUGUUGAAUCAUGACAAUGAAUACACAUGCUGGAUUCGAUUCGAUUUUGGGAAAAAGUGUAUAGGUAUGGACCCUGUAUGGGAGUGGCCGGAAAGGUCAAAAAUAAAAAGGCAGGCUUGCAUCCACAGGAAAAUAUUAGGCGAGAGCAAGAAAGAAGAGAGAGAAAACGACAACGGAGAAGGUAACAAGGAGAAGGAAAAAGCAGGGGGCGAGGGAAUGAUGGAAAAAAGGGACAAGAAGAAGGGAAGAGGUGGAGAAAACGAGAAUCGGGCCGCGAACGCGGGAGCGAGUUCGUCGGGGAGCAGCCAGGUAAAUGCAAGAGGAAAACAGAAAAAAAAAAAAGAAGAAAGAGAAGAAAAAUCGGACGAAACCCUUUCAGAAACGAUUCCCAGAUUGAUAGAAAAAGAGAAGAAGGCAGCGGACCAAGGAGGGGAGGAAAUGAAGCAGAGGGCUCUGGGAAUAAUCGAGAAGGCGACGCGACUCUUGAAAGAGGCCGAGGGAUUAGACCACGACCGGGGAGAAGAGAAGAGCACAGGAAUGGAAAUUGAUGGAGACGCAGAAAGCGCAGACGAGGGUGGAGAAAUGGAAGUCGAAACGAAAAAAGAAUCGGACGGGGGAGGCGAAUUCUACAAGGCAGAGGCAGAUACAUACGAAGGCACACGGCGCGGAUACGUUUUCAAAUUAGGGAAAGCGGGGCAAGGGUAUUACAAGGACAGGGGACCCGAGGAAGCCACCCGCGUCUUCUUUAGCUGCUGCGUAGGCUGGGGGGAGGAUGAAAAAAGGGAGGAAGCAAGAAGAAAGAGAGCAGAGCCGGCCUCAGACCCACAAAUAGAAGAGGCGCCACGAAAAAGGCAACACAGAAAAGACGAAGAGGCGACUAACACAACAAAAAACGACGAGCGAGGAGAAAAGGAAGAAAGAAAAAAAGAAGAAAAAAAAUUUCCGACACUGGAGGAACUACUGGGCGACGACUUUGAAACAAAGGAGGAGGAAGAGCAACAGCAAGAAGAAAGAAGAAAGAGAGAGGAGGAGAGGAAAAGGAGGAGGCAGGCGAAAUAUGAAACCCCUCUGCAAGAAGAACUGGCGAAAAUGUUCAGGAGUUUAGACUAAGAAGGUAGAAGAUAGGUAGUACGAUCGAGGUUGAUGCGAUGAGAAUUCAGACAAUGAACACAGUGAAGGCAUGUUGCGCAAAUUUAAUACGUUGAAGAAACACAUAAAAAAAACUGUAAGGGAAAGGGUGGGCCGCUCUCGAAGCAAAAAAAAAAAUAUAAACGAGGUGGGGGGUGUUCUGGCGGAUGCGGAGGGAGGAGUGGAAACGGAAAGAGUAUAUACGAAAAAGCGAAAUAAUUCGUAAAAGAUGGCACCAACGUCCCGCGCGUCUCAUCUCGUCCCCGCCAGCCCAGGAGGCACGGCGCUGCUUGUCAUCUCGUCCACGCUGGCCGCUUAGCCGCGGCCCGGCGCUGCUAUCCCGCUGUAGAGAGCUAGUCGAAAAGAAGAAAAUAUAUCAAAGUGGUGACAGGGUUGCUAUUUUAAAAGUCUGUGCUAAAGCAGCGCCCCCCUUCCCCAAGGGGCCCCCUCGGGGCGGGCGCGAUGGCGGCUCUGAGUAGGCGGAGCCCUGGGGCCCGAUUCUUCGAAAACGCAUGAAAAAGGUGCGCGGACUAAGGUCGGCUGAAGUGCUCGAAAGGGGUACGCUUCGGAGUUGUCCGUCAUCGUAAUAGGGUCAUCGGGUAUGAUCGAUAGACCCCCAGUAUACGUACUAGCGCACAGCCGGCCACAAAUGUAAGUUUGCGAUCAAGUUUGUAAGACUAACCCAUCAAGGCCACGCCGAGUUUCCACCUUGCUCGCGGGCUUGGAUGGUAAGGGGGUUCUGCCACAAGUAGCGCCCACUGGUUGUAGUUACGCGUAAGCAAUCGAUAACGGUUCUGCGGCUGCGGCCGGGUGGUAGUUAGGAAGUGGAUCGGGUAUCCACCUAGGGGUAUUGGCAGAGGCUAAAUCUGUUCUAGCGCCCAGGUAUUGGCAGAGGCUAAAUCUGUUCUAACGCCAACCCGCCAGGAGUUAAAUGGUUACUACUACUACGAUGCUGUGCCGCUCCAGCUUAUUUUGCGGCACAUCAUCAAAACCGGUGUUGCAGCUGCGAACCAAUUUCGUUCAUGACUUCUACAGGAUCUGUGGAAGUAUGCAUUGCAAAAGCAUCGUACUAGUAUAAAUCGCAUGACAAAUUGACUUAGCAUUACAAAUGAAAUUUGUAAUGCGGAUUUGCCUCAAGAAAAAGAUUUGUAAUGCAUAACUGCAAUUAGAAGUACGAGUACGAUAGUUUUGCAGUUCAUAGGAAGGGUCCGAACGGGGAGUACGUCGCUCUUUCCAAAGUCGAAUCCGCGUAUGAAAGUGCACAACUCCACCCCCUCCCCCUCAUUUGUAAAGCAGGAACAGCAUUAGAAGCAUCAGCAGUAGCGCAGGUUCUGCAUGACAAAUCUGUACUUAGAGGAUUACUGUGCUGUUCCAGCUGCCAGAACUUGUCAUGCAUAAUAGUGACAGGAGGCAAGGCGUGAAUUAGGUAUUUUGCAUGAGAAAUGAGAACGAGGGGGAGUUGUGCAGUUUCAUACCGCGUGCAAGCUCAGCCCCUACAUCGACCAGUGCUGCGCGUACGGGAAAACCGGCGCGGCAACCCACAUUCUGCUGGUCGUCGCGAACGAUGUGAAGCUGAAGGAGCUGGGGAAGGAGCUGGGGCAGGGCGACGGUGAUUUGGCGAAAAUCAGAACCAAUCCGGCGGUGAUUAACGCGGUGUAUGGUUCUAUGAAGGACUACUGCAAACAGUCCAAGAUCCUCCCCUUCGAAACCCCGGCGAAGUUGCGGAUUGUCGACAUCGUCUGGACACCCGAGAACGAAAUGCUGACUGCCGCGAUGUAUCCUGUGCAAAAGCAUCGUACGCGUAGUAAUCGCAGUCAUGCAUUACAAAUCUCGAUCCCAAGGUAAAACAGCAUGACAAACUCCAUUUCUCAUGCUGAGUGAAUUUGUCAUGCGAUUUCUACUAGUGCGAUACCUUUGCAAUGCAUACGAUGAAGAUGAAGCGACCCCAGAUCCAGAAACAGCACCAGGACUUGUUGGACGAGAUGUAUUCGGCGUGAAAUCUUGAUCUUGUUGAAAAAUGAUGACUGGUUGGGGGGCGGAGUAGGAGGUUUUUGGUCGAAAUUAGAAGUAGACUAGAAUUACUGUGAUUCGUUGGCAAGGAGCGGCUGCUCACUUGCUGUACAAGUCGGAGAUAAAUUGCAGACUUUUUCAACUACAGAAUAAAAAUGAAAGGCGAAGUAUAAAAAUCUGGUGAUGGUUGGUCACGGUGUUUGGAGUUUACACUACUUACACGUGGUUUUGGUUUCGUGAUUUCCGAGAAGGCGAGUUGGAGUAUAAUCGGAAUCUGGAUCAUCUUUCAAGUAGAUGAAUUGGGACGAGUUUUACUUCUAGAAGAAGAAGACUCCACACCACUACAAGGACACACCUGUACAUCAUGUAUCUGGAAAUGAACCACCACUCCUGCUAGUAGUAACUAGAGGACCGAAUUCGGAACUACCAUUGGAGAAUUCGCUUUCGCUACAUCUAAAUGCAUGUUGACAUUUCUCACGAAUUAAAAAAAAAACCCUCCACAACAUGAUGAAAAGCAAGAAACUGUGCAUAUCAUACGAUAAAAAACUACAGCAACAGAACACCGCUGGUUGCCGUACCAAAAGAGAAAACCGUAAUUGCCUUUUUUUCUUGCUCCCCCUUACAAUACAAAAGCAAAGCUGCCCCUCAGCUAUGUCAGAAAAUCCACAAUUCUACUCGUACCAGCGUGCUGCUGUACUAGUGUGCUAAAAAGGAGCUCACACUAGGUGCAAGCAUAGCAUAAUCGUGUAUAAUAAUGUAACUCUAGCGCAAUUAAUAUGGCCUAACUAAGGAACGAAAACGAAAGUCAUUGUUUCGACAUCACACUCUGCACAAGAUUCAAAAACCCCACACUUGUUUCUACAUUUCAGAAAAUAAAACAUUUGCCGGAACAGAUUCUGAGGCAGACAAGAGAACUGCGGACGAUAGCAUGAUUCUGAUUUUGCAAGGCGGUGGUCCUCGAUUGUUCUGGUUCUAGCACGCAAUCGCGCCUAUAUCUAUUUCUUAUUCUUACAUCAUGAUUUUUUUUCCCGACCACGGUCACGGAUCGCGCCAAAAAUCCAAUCACAAAAAAGUUCCUUCUGACGAAGAU
This is a messenger RNA of Amoebophrya sp. A120, 11314 nucleotides long. The record is from the annotation of a GenBank genome assembly. NCBI's taxonomy places the organism in Eukaryota, Dinophyceae, Syndiniales, Amoebophryaceae.